This is a messenger RNA of Dicentrarchus labrax (European seabass), 4464 nucleotides long. RefSeq names its product hypoxia up-regulated 1 (gene hyou1). Lineage: Eukaryota; Metazoa; Chordata; Actinopteri; Moronidae. Gene Ontology annotation, cellular component: endoplasmic reticulum chaperone complex. The coding region runs from base 172 to 3132 and encodes 986 amino acids. The record is from RefSeq and is a predicted model, not a curated record. Gene Ontology annotation, biological process: negative regulation of hypoxia-induced intrinsic apoptotic signaling pathway; cellular response to hypoxia; endoplasmic reticulum unfolded protein response. The transcript has 24 exons. Gene Ontology annotation, molecular function: ATP-dependent protein folding chaperone; ATP binding.
CUGAGAGCAAGCCGGUGAUAAGGGGAACUGAAAACUACUAAGUGUGACAACAAAGACGCCCCGUAUUUAGGUCAGAACCAGCGAAACUAACCUCGGAACCCGCCCCGGGAAACCAUAGUCCGUUGGUAGCCCCUUCACAGCUUCACUUGCGCCGGCUGAGGAAAGCUCAUCAUGGGGGGGAGGAAGCUGGCGCUGGCGGCGGUCUUCUGCCUUGUUCUGGCAAUGUUGCCUUCUCACACAGCGACUGUAGCCGUCAUGUCAGUCGACCUGGGCAGUGAGUGGAUGAAAGUAGCGAUAGUGAAACCUGGUGUGCCGAUGGAGAUUGUUCUCAACAAGGAGUCGAGGAGGAAAACACCCACGGCUGUAUGUCUCAAGGAAAAUGAAAGACUUUUUGGAGACAGUGCACUGGGAGUGUCUGUGAAGAACCCCAAAACUGUUUACAGACACCUCCAAAGUCUACUGGGCAAAAAGCACAACAACCCCCAGGUGGCGCUCUACCAGAAACGUUUCCCUGAGCACCAGCUGCAAGAGGACCCGGUCAGAGGCACAGUUUACUUUAAAAACUCAGAAGAAAUACAGUACACACCUGAGGAGCUCCUUGGGAUGGUGCUCAAUUAUUCUUGUGGACUGGCUCAGGACUUCGCAGAGCAACCAAUCAAAGACGCAGUGAUCACCGUCCCAGCCUUUUUCAACCAGGCCGAGCGUAGGGCAGUCCUGCAGGCUGCACAGAUGGCAGGUCUAAAGGUUCUUCAGCUCAUCAAUGACAACACAGCCGUGGCCUUGAACUACGGGGUCUUCAGGAGGAAAGAUAUCGACAACACAGCUAAGAAUGUGAUGUUUUAUGACAUGGGGUCUGGAAGCACAACUGCCACCAUCGUCUCUUAUCAGACAGUCAAAACCAAGGAGGCUGGCAGCCAGCCUCAGUUACAGAUCCGAGGUGUCGGGUUUGACCGUGGAUUGGGAGGUUUUGAGAUGGACAUGCGGCUCCGGGACCACCUGGCUAAACUGUUCAACGCGCAGCAGAAGAGCAAGACAGAUGUGAGGGAGAACCACCGGGCCAUGGCCAAACUCCUCAAAGAGGCUCAGAGGCUAAAGACAGUGCUAAGUGCAAACGUUGACUUCAUGGCUCAGGUGGAAGGUUUGAUGGAUGACAUUGACUUCAAAGCUAAGGUGACCAGGGCUGAGUUUGAAGAGCUGUGUGCUGAUCUUUUCGAAAGAGUGCCUCGCCCGGUGCUUGACGCACUUGCUGCCGCCGAAAUGAAGCUGGAUGAAAUUGAGCAGGUGAUUUUAGUCGGGGGCUCCACCCGUGUCCCCAAGGUCCAGGAAGUGCUGCUCACAGCUGUGGGGAAAGAGGAGUUGGGGAAGAACAUCAAUGCAGAUGAGGCAGCAGCCAUGGGCGCCGUGUACCAGGCUGCUGCCCUCAGCAAGGCCUUCAAGGUCAAACCCUUCCUGGUCCGAGACGCAGCCGUCUUCCCCAUUCAGGUGGAGUUCACCCGUGAGACAGAGGAAGAGGGAAUUAAAACUGUGAAACACAACAAACGUAUCCUCUUCCAGAGAAUGGCGCCGUACCCCCAGCGCAAGGUCAUCACAUUUAACCGCUACAAUGCUGACUUUGCUUUUGACAUCAACUACGGCGACCUCAGCUUCCUGAGUCAGGAGGACAUCAGUGUGUUUGGCUCUCUGAACCUGACCACAGUCAAGCUGUCUGGAGUGGGCAGCAGCUUCCAGAAACACACAGACGCAGAGUCAAAAGGCAUCAAAGCCCAUUUCAACAUGGAUGAAAGCGGAGUGCUCCUGUUGGAUCGGGUGGAGUCUGUCUUUGAAACUAUUGUGGAGGAGAAAGAAGAGGAAUCGACCUUAACUAAACUGGGCAACACAAUUUCUACCUUGUUUGGAGGAGGAUCAUCAGAACCCGCCCCAAAUGUAACUGAACCUGUCCAGGACGAGGAGGAAGUGCCUCCAGAGUCUGGAAAGGACGGCAAGGACGAAGAUGGUAAGGAAGAGGCCCAGAAGGACGAGGCCGCCAAGGAGAAACAGGAAGAUUCUGAAAAAAGUGCAGGGGAAGAGAAAAGUCAGGACAAGACUGAGGAGGCAGGUAGCAAGACUGAUGCCAAGGAGGAGAAAGACGGAGAUAAAUCUGAAAACGCUGAGGCAGAGAAGGAUGUGGAGAAGAAGGCUAAACCUCAGAAGAAGAGCAAGAUCUCUGAAGACGUCACAGUGGAACUCAUCAUCAACGACAUCCUUGACCCCACUGCAGAUGAUGUCACUUCCUCCAAGAAGAAGUUGCAGGAUUUGACAGAAAGAGACCGGGCCAAACAGGAGAGGGAAAAGACACUGAACAGUCUGGAAGCUUUUAUCUUUGAGACACAGGACAAGCUGUACCAGGAGGAUUACCAGCUGGUGGUGUCGGAGGAGGAGAAGGAGCAGAUCUCCGCCAAGCUGAGCGAGGUGUCGGAGUGGAUGGACGAGGACGGCUACACGGCCACCACCAAGCAGCUGAGAGAGAAGCUGUCUCAGCUGAAGAGCCUGUGCAAGGACAUGUUUUUCAGGGUGGAGGAGCGACGCAAGUGGCCGGACCGCCUGGCCGCCCUGGAGAGCAUGCUCAAUACCUCCAGCUUCUUCUUGAAGAGUGCCAAACUGAUUCCUGAGGAUGACCAAAUCUUCACUGAAGUUGAGCUGAAUAUGUUAGAAAAAGUGAUCAAUGAAACAACGACGUGGAAGAAUGAGACGGUAGCAGAGCAGGAGAAACGCUCUCCAAAGGAGCGUCCCAUCCUACUGUCCAAAGACAUCGAGUCCAAGCUGGCUCUGCUGGAUCGAGAGGUCAACUACUUGCUCAACAAAGCCAAGUUUGCCAAGCCAAAGGCUAAAGCCAAAGCCAAGAACAGCACCAGCUCUGAUAAAAGCAGCAAGGCCAAUAAUACGGCGGAGGAGAAAGUCAUCCCUCCCACAGAGGAGAGCACAGACACAAAGAGUGAAAGCCCAGACGAGGCGCAGCCAGGGGAAGCCCCGCCCACUGACGACAACGCUGUACACACAGACUCAGACAGCCAAUCACAGCCCACAGAAGAAACAACAACCACAGGACCAACAGAGAAGGCCCAACCUGAAAACCACAUAGAAGAUGAAUUAUAACAGCUGGAACUGGGGAAAAAAAUCACUAUAUUUAUUGACAGUGUAUAAAUGUUCAAGUUCCUUCUCACUCUCUGUUUUUGUUUGGUUGUUUUCUCUUUUUUUUUUUUUUUUUUUUUUAUGCCCCUGUGUAUUGAACCGCUGGAACCUGAUUGGAUAAGGAUUGAAGACCAGUCACCUUGUUCCCCUUUCCUCUUCUGUGCUUUUCAUCUCUUCUGUUUGUCAUGGAUUCUGUAAGCAACGGACACUUAAACACCAUGAAGAAGUAGUUCAACUAAAAUAAAGCCCAAGAGGACGCAGUGCAGGUCUGCAGGUUCAAAUGAAACAUCUUCCCGUGUCCAACGAAUGAUGACAUCGAUGCUGAUACAGAGGGAGAUGGAAGCAGUGCUCGGCCACAUCGGUUUAACUGUAUGGAUGUUUGACACGGAUAAGUGUUGUUAUACUCUGGUUUGUCAUUUCCUGCCUUGUCCUCGGCACUGUAUCACUGUCACUGUUUGUCCUAACACCUGCACCUUCACUGACUUUUCAUGGCCCCUGAUUGAGUGCACUACCUAACGGUGCUGGCCACAGCAGAGGGUGAGGGGUGGUUUAGAGUCCUUUGGAGGAUUCCUCAUGCGUGAAUUCCUUUGCUCCAAUCCAGAAUUUAUUUGGCCAUAUAAUUCGAAGGUAGUUUUGUAGAAAACGUCACACUGCAGACAAAUCUGCCCAAAUCAAAAAACAAACAAAAAAUGCCAUCAAAUAAAUCAGAGUUGAGUCUUAAGGUUGCAGUGUGAACGUAGCCAAAAAGACAUUACAAACCCCCUAAGGUUCAUUUAAGGUUUUCUUUUUUCUAAUUACUGCUGGGGUCUGUCAUGUAGCAGUUGAUGGUGGUGGUUAACUGCUCAGGUGCUCCUCUAUGUGCAGAUUGACAACUAGAACUAAAACUGAGCUGCCAAAUAGGGAAGAGUCAACAUUGUGUCUCUACUCUGCUCCACUUCUGAUACAGCUGGAUGAACUAAUAUGACGCAUGAAUUUUUCUACUGAUGCCAGUACAAGCUUGAAUGUCUUUUGGUGGCAGAGGUCAAACUCCAUGUUUUCUCAUAAGCUGCUAAACGUCGUAGAAGAGUUGGUGUGUUAGUGUCGUCACUGCUCUUUACCUCAAUGUGCCCCAUGGUGCAGAUUCACGUUCUGAUGUUGGCUCCAUUUUUCCGUUACAACAAUUGGGGGUGGGUCAGCUGUGUGCUUCUGUGUUUGCAGCACUUAUUGGAAGGGGGGAUUUGAAGAAAACAAAAGUUAGAAAUGAAAAACAAUGUUGUGUUUCUAAACUGUUAAUAAAAAUCUUUUUUUUUUGUUUUU